GCAAAAGAAUACUCACACACACACACGUCCAACGUGUAUCUUGAGUAGAAAAAAAAUACUAUUAUAGUCAGUAUUUAUAUUAGUACAAAAGACCAUCCAUAUUGCUAUCACCACUACUCUGCUUAUUAGCUGUAAUGUUUUUACAAGAGCAAAAAGUUUAUUUUGUAAUGUCAGACUCAGUUUUUUUUAAAAUGCCUUUAUGCAGGUAUGAAUAUACUUUUUAUUAAAUCAAUAUUUCUGCAUUAAAAUUAUUUUGUAUUUGUCUGAUGUAAUAUUACAACAUUGAAUGUUGUAUUGUAAUUACCUGGAAACAUGAAGUCAUAAUUCAGAUUAAUAUUUUCUUGAAAAUUUCCGUUUGUUUGUAAUUAAUCCAUACAGUGUGUUUCAGUUAAUGAAUUUUUACUGAAGUAAACAGUAAAACGCUAAUUCAUUGAAUGUAUUUGUAUAUAAAAAAAAUAGGCCAGUAUGACUCAAUCCGGAACAUUAAAAGUAAACAUUAUUCGGGUAAAAAAAGUUUUAGAAAAAAAAAUUAAACAGCUCCCUGUUGUAGUUGCAUUUCCUUCCUCUGGGUGGCGGCAUUACAUAAAAGCAGGGUUUGUGGGUCAGAAGAAGAGAAGCGACCAAUCAGCGCCGAGUUUGUGUUUUUGAAUCGGUCUGUUUUGAACGUAACGCGGUUGAUGUCAGUUCGGGGGAGAACAGCUUUAUUCAUCAGAUUUGAAACCUUGGUUCAAGUUGGCUGUUUAAGUCUGGAAGGUAAAGUAUUUUAAGACUAUAUAUCGCUCGUGUUUUAAAUGAUUGCAGUUAAAUAUUCCUUGUAGUAUAAUUGGUUGUUCGUUAACGGACUCCGUUACAAGAAAACCAACUUCAGCUAACGUAAGUUUUCCAUAACAGACGUGUUUUAAUGCUCUCUGAACGUCUUUAGCUGCGUUAUACUCUACUAUUAUUGUUCUAAACACAUCAGUAAUCUAAAGAUAUCACACUAUGAAUACGUGUUAUAGCAUUUAGUAAGUGUUUAACAGGUUCUGAUUAUCUGCCUGAUCACUGACAUCAGAAGCUAGCUUAGGGUUAGGUUUAAGAUUUCAAGAUUUCUGUGUAAAUAAUGAACGCCUGCUAAACAAUGUAAAUAAACACAGUAAAUAUGGUAAAACGUAUAAUAGUAUCAGAGGCCGGUGUUGUUUAUUAAAACAUUAAAUGCUAAUAUUUAAUAUGAGCACUAAGCCAGCAACAGACUAAAAAUAAGUAAAUAGUGACUUAAUUAAUAAACAUUCAGAUAAACGCAUAUAAAAGUAAUGGAUUAUGAAAAAAACAAAUUUGCACAGUAAAUCGAAGUCUUAGAUUUACUCUUCUAUUCACUCCUAAAUGUAAAACAUUUUAAUUCAGAUAAUUAUAAUUGGUCUAAUGCUAUUUAAGAUAACAUUUGAUAAUUAGAAAAAAUUGGAUAUGAUGUGACUGAAUUGAUUUUUCCUUUAUAAAUAACCAUGUCAUAUUUUGUGAGUUUGUACUAUUAAAAAUAAAAUAAACUGAGCUGAAUUUACUUGUCUUUAUGAUGAAAAAGCAUAUGGCGGUAGUGGGAAAUAAAAACUCCCUUUUAGAAGGAAUUAAUGUUGAGCAGAACCUGGCUCAGUUGAGUUUUAAGAGGACUUGGACACAAAAAUCACAGAAGCACUGGCCUUCAUGGGAGUAUUUACACUGUAAACGAAAAUACACUUUUACCGUGAAAAGAAAGAACUGGGGUAAUGGCAGCAGCUGUUAAAUGGCUUGUUGUAGGAGUGAACCACGACUAAACAGAGAAGCAUUAAGCAGUAUUGCAGCUGCAAUGGAAUUCUUUGGUGUAUUACGUGAUUGAGAAUUGAUUGGGGAUGUAAAAAAAUAGAUUAUUAUUGUUUUAAAUUUGCAGCUGAAGAGGUUGUUUAUGCGAACUCCGGAUUGAUCUUUGUGAGAGGAUGUCACAGUCCAGCAUAGAAGACUGGUCUUCCAGUAGAAGAGGCGAGCGUACUCCUCUAAGAAGCCUGGAAAAUGAGACUCCUUCAUCGAGGAUCAGGUCAAAGCCACAAUUCAGCGGUGACACAGUGAAAGCUGGCAUGGCUGACAUUCAUCUCUGUGACACACAGACCCAGUUGGGCACUGUGACCGUUCCCGUUUCCAUGGAUACUACCCAGUCUGUGUGUGGACUUGAAGAUGUCACAUUCAAAACCUUUAUUUGUUCCGGAGGUGAAGUUGAGAUUUCAGACUCUUCAGAUGGUGGAGGACAGAGUUUGAUUUUGCCUAAACAUGUGACUACUUUUACUCUUACCGCCGAAGCGGAAGAUUCAGUCGCUUCACCCAGCAGGAUGGAGCAACCCUGCGGUGAGCAUGUGGAGCAUCCAUAUUGCAACUGCAGCGUCGAACAGCCGGAUUCUCCAAUCGCCUGUGAAGCCGAUGAGGAAAAAUAUUUAGCGUGGAAGUCGUUCGCCUGUGAUGGAGGUGAUGUUAAAGUUUCAGACUCCACUGGAUUAAAGGAGGAGACGGUUCCUCUGCCCCUGGAUGACCACUGGGGUCCAGCACAAGACGACGGCACAAACUCAGCCGACUGCACCCUGCUGCUUCCAGCGCAGAGAUCAGAAAACCCCGAUGAUCCAACUCUGAAGCUGCUGAACUGCAGCGGUGGCGAGGUAGAAAUCCCAGCGGACGCUGAUGUUGCAGAUGAGACUAUUCCUCUUUCUCACAUCUGUUCUGGCUGCAACCUUAGCAUGGAUCUGAGUGUGUUAGCCAGUGAUUAUGACCUGGAAAACGGUAAAGAUCACUUAGAUCAUCCCUACUGCAAUGUAAAAUACAACUCCUCACUUUCACCAGAGGAGGUGAACACUAUUCCAGACCUACAACCUUGCAGCGCUGAAAUAAACUUGGUGCUACCUAAUGGGCAGGAUGAGAACUUCGAUUGGAAAUCAGGUGAAUCCCAGGUGUCUGAGAAGAUGUUGACUUCACCUAAAGAGAAUUACAACAAAGAACAAACGAACGACCGUCUGAAGAAUGGAGAAGUCGUGUUUGAUACUAAUCUACCACCUGAGACUAACGCAUCAUUAGUUGCGUCCGACUGCAGCCACCUUGACGCUUCGGCAGAAACUCUACCACAGCAGCAGCAGCUGGAUUCCAGAUCCUACUCCGAGGCAAAGGACAGCGCUCUGGGUUCUUUGGGUCUCUGUAACUCUGCAGAAAAAGCUACUCCUGCAUCUCCUGCUAUCUUAAAAGUCCUGUCAGAGUGUCCAUCAGUUGCCUCCGCCCUGCAGUUUCUCAGCCCCAUCAUGAAGAGAGCGUCUCUGUCCGCGCUGAAGCGCUCAUUGGUAUCGGGUCAGGACAUGUUUCUACCUGACGAUUCUGCUCUGGAGGAUGAGAAAAGCCUUUUGGCUCCUGUUAAUGUUGACUCCAUGGGGUUGUUAGCAGAGCAGCUUGAAAGCCCAAUGCCCCACCCUCUGCUUAACUCCACGGUUGUAAGUUCAAAGCCACAGGAGGUUUCUGGGAAGAAAGCGCAGCCGGAAACGGCGCCGCUGAUUCCUGAUGGCCAGUUUCAGCAGCAGCUUCGGCAGAUGGCCGAGUUCCUCAUGAUGGCAUGUGGAAAAAUGAGCGUCGCUCCUCCUGCUGCCUUCAUGGCCCCCUCAGACAGAGCGGAUCCUGCAGAGUGCCACAGUGUCUGUGUGGGCACCAGUCCACUGAAGAUGGUGGACCACAGUCUGAACACGUCGGGAAUAUUUGUGAAAAAGAGGGAAUUCUCUGUGACCGAUUCCUGCACAGCGACUGAACCACUCAUCUGGAAUUUACCUCCAGGCAGCCUGGAGAGCCUCCCGCGGCCGGAGCUGGAGCAGAGGCUGACGUCCAGCAUGAUCAUGGUGGAGGCGCUGGUCCAGCAGCUGGCUGCAGCCAGGGCGCACCGCCGCCCCUCUUCGGGCCCGGCUCCUUCGGACCUGAGAGAGAAGCUGGUUCAGACGGACCACACUGAGCUCAGUCAGACUGCGAUGUACAGAGAUCUCUACAUGGAGGCUCUGAGCCGGAUAACUGAGCUGGAGCUUGAUGGAAAUUCCCUGCAGAAUCUCGUCCAGGCUAUGCAGGAGAUGAGAGCUGCCAUGUCUUCUUUGAGCAGCGACACAGAUGUAGCUCUGUCCAGCAUGAAGAAAAUGGGCGAAACCAUCAGGGAGGACCAUCAGAACCUGGCGUCCCAUUACGAGCUCAUGAAGUCCCUGUUCGAGAAAUCAAAGGAAACUCAGAGGAGAAUCCUGGAGAAAGUGAAAGAAGUUCUUCAGCAGAGGAACAGCAUGGAGGCUCGGAUGGAAGAAGCCUUCGCGGCCAAGGAGGCAGCUUUCAGUGCGAUGGAUCAGCUGAGGACGCACUGCGCCUCUGAAGUCUCAGCUCUGGAGAAAUGUGUCGGAUCUCAGGAGGAGCUGCUAGCGGCUCUGAACCAAACCUACCCGGAUCAGGUUGCUCUGAACCGGACCUGCCAGGAAACUCUGAGCUCAGCCUCUGAUCUUCUGUCCCGAACUGCAGAGGAUCACUCCAGCCUGAUGCAAGAGCUUUGCAGCGUGCGGAGCCUCCUGCAGAAAACGGCCCCGACGCUCCUUCAGCUGAACGAGCGAGCCGCCACCGCGCUGAGGGAGAGAGACGAGCAUCGGACGGCGAGAGAGCGAGCUGCCGAAGAGAGAGAGCAGAUUGAAGACGAGCUGAAGGAAACUCACCUGAACCUUCAAACCGCCUCGCAGCAGAUCAGCGAUUUAAAUCUGCAGAUCACCAUCUUGACAUCAGAGAUGGGCGUCCUGCGGCAGAAACUAACGGCGGGAGAGGAGGAGUCUGCUCAGCUGGAGAGGAAGGUGACGGAGCUGUCGGCGACCAUUUCCUCCACGCUGGCGUCCUACGCCUUCCUGGAGCAGGCGCUCGCCGCCGAGACCGCCAACCUGCAGCAGACCUGGAAAGACUUGCAUGAAGCCAACGAAAGAGCAAAUCAACUGCAGGCGUCUCUGUCUGGUUCAGAGCAGCGGGUCGGUGAACUGGACCGGGCGCUGGCUGAGAGCGACCUGCAGCUCGGUCAGCUCCAGAACCUUUCCCAGUCUCAGACGGUUCAGAUCCAGCAGCUGCAGGAAGUCUGCACCCAGCUGGGCGGCGUGCGGGAAAUGAAUGAGUUCCUGCAGAUGGAGAAUGAGCUGGCGAGGGAGCAGGUGGCCGAGAGCGAGCGGAUGCUCAGGAGCAACCUGCAGGCGCUUCGGGAGAGAAACAUUGAGUGCGAAGACUUGAAAUCAGAAGUGUGCAAACUUCAGCUUGAGAAUCAGAGCCUGAGUGACGAGUUGGAAACGUCCCGAUGCGCAGCCGGCGCCGCUCGCAUGGAGCUGCAGGAGAAGAUGGCUGAGGCGGUCACUGAGAUUACCGUCCUGCAUCACACGCUGCGCGGUCUGACCACAGAGCUGCAGGUUUCCCUUAGCAACCAGAGGGAAGAACACCAAAAGCAGAAAGAGUCGGCCAUGUUCUCUGGUGCGGCUCGUCAUCAGACGUCCAGCUCCUUCGUCGACAACGUCAUGGUGGCUUUAACGGCCGAGAAGGAGGAAGACGUCAGAACAGACUCGACUUUAGAUGCAUCAGAGCCACAGAGUGACGCGUUUUUCAGCGAGAUGAGUGCCUUCACCCGUGUCGCAGCUCUCAACCCAAAGACGAUCUCGGACCCAGUCCAGGAUGAAGAGGAUGAAGAGGAGGAGCAGAGCAGCAUGGCGGAGCUCCUCUCCGGCCUCAGCAGAACCGUCGCAGAGCUCAUCAGCACGCUGCAGCAGGCUCAGUGCUGCAGAGACGCGCAGCUGCAGGAGCUGCACAGCACCAUCGGUGGCCUGCAGAUGGAGCUGCAGACCUCAAGCAGCAGUCAUCAAGCUGAAGUCCUUGAGUUGAAGCAGGAGUUGAGGUGCCUCAGCAGCCUGGUGGAGAGAGGAAAACAGGCUCUGCAGCACAAAGCUCAGGAAGAGAAAACUUUGACGAAGCUGAUGGAAGAUGUCCAAGAGGCCCAGGAGAUUUUAAGAAAACACAAGAGCGACAACAAUGAGUUGCGAAGGGAGGCGGCUGAGCUGCGUCGUGCCCUGCAGCAGUCCAGAGUGGAGUCCCAGUUCCUGCGGGAGGAGCUGAGGAGAACCGGCGACCCGGCGGCGGCCCCAGCUCACCACAUGGAGGAGAAGAUCCAGCUGCUGAAGGAGGUGGAGAAGCUUAAGGCCAGUCUACAGGAAGCAGAGCAGGCCAAAUUUAAACUCCUGGAGAGAGCCAAGCGGCAUCAAAUCAUCCAUCAGACCAACCAGCAGAAGUCUGAGAAUGAGCUCCAGAUUUUAAACCACAUGAUCAAUAAAGUCAGAGAGACUCUCCUCUCGCUGCCAGAAGUGGUGAAACGUUGCGAACAGCUGCAGCGGCUGGUGGAUUACAUCGGCUGAAGCGUUUCUGGUUGUCGACACGUGUUUAGAUUAUUUAUGUUUUUUGUGUUCAUUGACUUGUUUUUAAUCUUUAGAAUGAUUAAAAUAUCUUAACAUGUCAUUUCUUUUGUCAAUAAAUGAAAUAUCAACAAUAUGAACAUUAAAUGAACAAUCUUGA
Messenger RNA from Xiphophorus hellerii (green swordtail), 6579 nucleotides. RefSeq names its product sperm associated antigen 5 (gene spag5). The transcript has 25 exons. Gene Ontology annotation, biological process: regulation of attachment of spindle microtubules to kinetochore; cell division. Bases 1944 to 6422 code for a protein of 1492 amino acids. The record is from RefSeq and is a predicted model, not a curated record. Lineage: Eukaryota; Metazoa; Chordata; Actinopteri; Cyprinodontiformes; Poeciliidae.